Linnemannia hyalina is the source of this 2019-nucleotide messenger RNA. Lineage: Eukaryota; Fungi; Mortierellomycota; Mortierellomycetes; Mortierellales; Mortierellaceae. The record is from the annotation of a GenBank genome assembly.
AUGACUUCCCGCGUCCUUGCGUCCACCUUGGCCCGCCAGUCCCCCUUGCGGUUCGUCUCGCCCAUGCGUUGCAGCCCCCCUUUCUCGGCCAAGCCCAGUUUACUCUCCCACGCUAGGCCGUCCAACCUUACUCGCCGCCACCAUUCAACUUCCCCCUUCCACUCCUCUCCUCCUCCCAAAGUCAUCGCCGCAGCCAUUCCUGUCUCCAAAACCCCCCUCUGGAAAAAGGUUGCCAUCGGAGGCACUAUCGCCUUGGCUACCUCUGCCACCCUCCUGAACCAGAUCGCAAAGUCCCCUCAAAUGGAGGCUGCCAUCCGCGACGCCGCUGCCGCCGGAACAUCCCCCAAUGGUAACAACGUUGUUGACGGCCUCAAGGACGAGCAUAGCCGUAUUGGCGUUGAGAAGAAGUCGACCCCAGAGUUGAUGUUGUCGAUGUUGGUGUACAAGAUGUGCACGUUUAGCCUUUUGGUUGACCUGGCCCCUCAUUUGAUCUCGCUGGCCGAGAUGGUUCAUCUUACACCUCCCGUCUACUGGUUCGUCCGCAAGACCUUCUUUGCCCAGUUCUGUGGAGGAGAGUCGGCAGAGGAUUGCAUCGGAACUAUGACCGCCCUUCGCAGCGCAGGCAUCAACUCUAUUCUGGAUCUCUCGAUCGAGGCCGACCUGGACGGGCUGGACCUGAAGAACCAAACACCCGCAGAGAUCCGCUCCCAGUUCAACAAGAGCGCCGACCAUAUUGCGGACCAGAUCAGCAACUGUAUCGAUACCGCCUCCAAGAUGUCCAAGUCCUUUGCGGCCAUCAAGAUCACUGCCAUGAGUUCCCCACUUCUGUUGCAGAAGGUCUCGUCGACUUUGAAUGCUCUUGAGUGUCAGUUCAAGCAUAUGGAUCAGGAUAAGGAUGGCAAGGUUACCAAGGAGGAGUUUAGACAGUUGAUCGAGAUGCUGCCCAGCCCUACUUUGAACAAGGAUCAGUCGCUGGAUGCUGUUGUUGACCAGCUCUUCGAGGAGGCUGACAGGGACCAGGACGGACAGGUUGGCUGGGUGGACUUCGCUUCGACCAUCUCUUUGAACAGGGAUGAGACCCGCGCCUUGUUCUUGGGCGCCACCGAAGGUGCUGUCGAGGUUCCCGGUUUGGAGAAGGAGGAUCUGGAUGAUUACAAGCGUGUCCUCGUCCGCAUGGAGAAACUUUGCGACCAGGCAUCCAAGACCCAGACCCGUCUCAUGAUCGACGCUGAACAGUCCUACUUCCAGCUCGCCAUCGACAGCGUCGCUAUUCACCUCAUGGAGAACUACAACAAGCACCAGGUCGAGGGACCCCUCAUCUUCAACACCUACCAGAUGUACCUCAAGGACGCCCUGGGCCGUCUUCAGCAGGAUUAUGUCCGUGCCCAGCGUAACGGAUACGUUUUGGCUGCCAAGUUGGUCCGUGGCGCUUACAUGGUCAGCGAGCGCAGGAGGGCUCAGGAGUUUGGAUUGAACGAUCCUAUCUGUGAUGGAAUCGAGGCUACCCAUACCUCCUACAACGCUGGAGUCGACUUUAUGUUAGGCGCCAUGACCCACCAGAAGCAAAAGUUGAUCGAGAACAAGGCCUCAGGUUCCGAUGAGGAUGCAUCCUCGUUGUCGUUGAAGACCUCGCCCGUGGCUCUUUUUGUCGCCUCGCAUAACAAGGACUCUGUCAUCCGUACCUGUGAGCGUAUGCAAGAACUCGACUUGGAACCGCAGUCUGGACUGGUCAUGUUUGGUCAGCUCAUGGGCAUGUGCGAUCAGAUCUCGUACACCCUUGGCCAGCACGGCUACGGCAUCUUCAAGUAUGUCCCCUACGGACCCAUCCACCACGUCAUCCCGUACUUGAUUCGCCGCGCACAAGAAAACGCCUCAGUGUUGGGUGGUGUUACUGUUGAGCGCAACUUGUUGUGGGAAGAGCUCCGGUCCAGAUUUGUCGCCCAGAAGGAGCUUGCUCAGAUUCAGACCGUCCCCGUCUCCUCCCCGAUCGGCCCUGCCGGUCCCACCACUACCAUGUAA